Messenger RNA from Anopheles aquasalis, 1706 nucleotides. RefSeq names its product glutamyl-tRNA(Gln) amidotransferase subunit B, mitochondrial (gene GatB). Gene Ontology annotation, molecular function: glutaminyl-tRNA synthase (glutamine-hydrolyzing) activity. The record is from RefSeq and is a predicted model, not a curated record. NCBI's taxonomy places the organism in Eukaryota, Metazoa, Arthropoda, Insecta, Diptera, Culicidae. Gene Ontology annotation, biological process: glutaminyl-tRNAGln biosynthesis via transamidation; mitochondrial translation. Gene Ontology annotation, cellular component: glutamyl-tRNA(Gln) amidotransferase complex; mitochondrion.
CCAUGCAGCAAAAACAAUCAUCGAAAAACAAAACAAAAAAUGUCCACCCGUUUUUGCAGACGAUUUGCGGCGGCAGCGACCAAAAAAGCGAGCAUAAAAUGGAAAAGUGUCGUUGGACUGGAGGUGCACGCACAAAUCAGCACCAAAACAAAACUGUUCUCCGGUGCAGGAUCCGAGUUCGGUGCACCGGUGAACUCGUGCGUGUCCUUGUUCGAUGCCUCGAUUCCCGGAACAUUGCCGGUGCUUAACCGAAGUGCCGUGGAGUUGGGAGUCCAGACGGCCCUUGCGUUAGGGUGUGAACUGAACGCAGUUUCGAUGUUUGACCGCAAGCAUUAUUUCUACGCCGAUCUGCCAGCCGGCUACCAAAUUACUCAGCAACGAGCCCCGCUUGCCCGCAGAGGAUCGCUCAUGUUUCCCGUGUUCGUGCCAGGCGUUAGUAAAAGUCCAUACUACAAGACGGCCCGAAUCCACCAGCUGCAACUGGAGCAAGAUUCCGGAAAGUCACUGCACGAUCCCGUCGAGAGGAAAAGUUUAGUGGACCUUAACCGAGCCGGUGUACCCCUCAUGGAGGUGGUUUUCGAACCGGAUUUGGAAACUGGCGAGGAAGCGGCGGCUUUAGUGAAGGAAUUGAUUUUGAUAUUGACUCGAUUGAACAGCUGUUCGUGUCGGAUGGAAGAGGGUGCAUUACGUGUAGACGCAAAUAUAUCAAUACAUGAGGAAAACACCGCACUCGGGACGAGAACUGAAGUCAAAAACAUUGGUUCAGUGCGAGCUGUUGCACAAGCGGUGGAUUACGAAAUAAAUCGUCAAAUUGGUAUUUUAAACAAUGGAGGAACUAUUAACAAUGAAACGCGAGCAUGGGAUGCUGCUGCGCGUGUUACUGUGCCCAUGAGGGACAAGGAGGUAGUGCAGGAUUAUCGGUUUAUGCCGGAACCCAAUCUACCCCCGUUACACCUAAAAAUCAACGAAGACUCCACUAAACCUGACCAGGAACAGGGCGAUGUGAUUGAUGUUCCCAAAAUGAGACAUUUACUCCCAGAACUACCCGAAGAAACACGCCAAAGAAUGACUGCGGAAUACCAUCUUGCACCGAUAAUCGCCAUGACGCUUGUUAACGACUCGAACCUUUACGGCCACUUUCGCAGCAUCAUCGAAGCGAAUGGUAGCAGGCUACCGUCCAAGUUGGUGGCCAAUUUCCUUAUCAACGACUAUAUUACCAUUUUGAAUCGCAACAAAAUGGAUCCCGCUUCGUGUGAGAUCACGUCCUCGCAGCUGGCCAGGAUUGUCGAUCUAUUGCAGCAAAACCGACUGAACGUGCACUACGCGCGGGCAGUACUGCAGGAACUGGUGGAGACAACAGAUGGAGAAGCAUCGCAAAUAUGCCCAGAAGCGAUUGUAACAUCAAAGAACUGGUUUCUCAUUACGGAAGAGUCACAAAUUCAGCAGUACCUUCGCCAAGCCAUUGAUGCGAAUCCACAGCUGGUGGAAAAAUAUCGCAAAGGAAAGGUCAAAAUGCUGUAUGCGUUGGCCGGUGAGGUGGCGAAGGCCAGCGAACAAAAGAUUGACAUGGCAAGGGCAGUGGAACUGCUAAAGGAAGUGCUGAAAUCGCGAUGAGCAUUAUAGAACUGUUAUAUAUUUGAUAUGUCCGGUUUAGAGAACUGAUAGAUGGGCACAGUAGACCAUAAUAAAGUGAUACUAUAUAAAAA